CAUGUGGCAUGUGCGCGUUUUCCUGCUCAGCUCGCUGUUGUUGGUUUUCUCUUCUCCCGACGCUGGAUUCCUGUUUAGUGGUUAAAGAAAAAUUCCUGUUUUCCGGUGAAAUUUGCUAAACAAACACAUGCAUUCUCUCUUGCUUCAGACGUGCCAUGUAAAUCUGUUAAAUGAAGAGAGAUGCAGGCACGACAUGUUUAAGAUAUUUAUCUUUUUUUUUUAUUUUUCAUCAUAAAUCGGGAAUUGUCUUGAAUCAGAAAAGCUACUGUAGGAAGAUGAUUCCUGGGGCUUAACUGAACCCCCAUUAGGUGUCUGCUUCCUUUCUCUGAACAAACAACAAUCUUCAAAGAAAGCAAAGAUAAUCUGUUACCCAUGAUGCAACCUUUGCCCGUAGGGUAUGUACAGGUCUCCAGGAUGCUCUCUCCCUCCCUGCCUCUCUGUGCUGGUGCUACAUUACGAAGGACCAGCAUGGAGGCAGGAGCCCUAAAGCUGAAUGUUAACAACCAUUAACCGGUUUCCUGUAGGAGUUAUUCCUGCUUGUCUGCAGCGACUUCAGACUACUUGAUAUUUCUACGCUGACCUCAGUUUACCACAGUCCUAGAUGGACGUAUCUUGGUCAUUGCAGCAGUCGGCCGGCUGCUUUUUUUUUUUUUUUUUUUAAACUGACUGUUCUCAAAAUUGUUAACGAUAUUUGGGGAAUGAACUGCUAAGGGUUUGUUGAAGUUCUAUCCCACUCUCGUGUCUGUAUGCGCAGCAGGAGUCAGAAGCUGCUUAGCGUCUGGACUACACCUCGGUUUUUGCACUGAUGAAAAAAAAUAACACGCAAAGCAUUAGUGGGUGAGCUGUGGAAGUGUGGGUCGGCGGACAGAUGUCAAACUGUUUUAGUUUAAAUGUUUAAGUGCUGAUUCUCUGGUCCUCGUAUGCACGAGCUGAUGCUAUGAUUUGCAAAAAGUUGAACCAAAGACAGAUAUUCCCUUCUUAAAUGGUCAUAAUAAAAAGCAAAAAGCAGUUAGAAGAAAAGCAAAGACAUGUUUGACGUCUGUAUCCUCAAAGAUUUAAGGCAGGAAUUGAAACCGCACGUCCAAAAAUUCUGCUUUUUCCAGACCGGACGUCCUGUAGAUGAGCUUAAAACACAAAUGGUAACGGCCAAACUCAUCUCGCCUGCUCUGGCUCUCUGGUGUGAACAUGAGCCCGCCUUAUUCUGCCUCUCAGAAGGGACAGACAAUCUCACCGCCGCAUUCUUCUGUGUCUAUGGGGCAGUUCCUGGUUGCUACAUGGGACUCAUAUAUUUCCUGUUAAUUUUUUUUUUGUCCUCUAACGUUUUUUUUUUGUUUAGUUUGUUUUUCCCCUUCCUGUUUUUUUCUGUUUUCAUUCUCCUCCCGUUGAUUGAUCCACCAUGCAAGUAAAUUAUCUUGUUUAUUUUUAGCAGCCGGUUUACUCACAGUAAAUCUCCUGCGUUUCAGAGUAGACUAAAACUCUUAUGGGACUCGACAGAUUAAUAUAAAGUGUGGUUUCCCGUUGAAAACAAGUUCUCUUCAAAUCAGACUUGUAUGGAUUUUCAUCUGAGGGCCAAAUAAAAAUUAAAAUCACACUUUAUCCGCUUCUGUAUAUGUGAGACGAUGAUAACAGGGACACAGGACUCCUGUUUCCUCCUCAUUCUCUGCUUCAUUAGCGACCCUGACUAUACAGUAUAUAUGCAUUGUUUUAUAAAGAUGAAAAAAAAGUCUGUACAGGGAAUUUUCAGUAUACAUUUCUGUUCUCUCUUAGAUAUUCCUAUUAACAGAAGAUGUAAGAAAGUCCGUGCAUGAUGAUGAUUCCUCCCCUACGCAGUGUUUUCCUUCAAUCUGUAAAUUAUUCUGCCGCCCGUUUUUGUUUGUUUGCUUCUGGCAAAUAUCUGAGGUUUGUUUUUAUGCCUUAUGUUUGGAGUUUAUGCUUAAAAAUAUUUAAAAUGUAGUUUUAAUUAGUUGGCAGGAGAAAAGCAUCGACUGCCACCCAACCCUCUAAGAUAGCUACACCGCUUCGAAUAAGAUUGUAAUAAUAAUAUUAAUGGUGAUGAUGAUAAUAAUAAUGGUCAUUUUUUUGUAAAUGAUAUUUUUAAAGUUAUUUUUGUAUACACGGUUGUUUGUUGCGUCUCAAGUCCACCGCUCUCCGGCCCAAGUCCCACUUUUUUUCUCACUUUCUCCACCUUUUUUUCCUUCUUUUACACUUUUUGGAUUUUUUUUUCAGCUCUUUAAUGCAGAAUUUGAAUCAGAAAUGAAUCUCCUGUUCUGGUUGAGGAGCAUCUUUCUUUUUUCCGCUUCGCCCGCCUUCCUCCACCUUGCCGUUUUCUCUCUUUCAUCCCGUCCCACAAACCCUCUCUGCUUUCCUUUUUCAACACGCCUAUCAGUUCCAACAGUUCCAUCCCUCACUCGGCACUGGGUCAGAUGAACUAAAUACGCUGAAUUACACUGUUAAAGGGACACACUGAGAAAACCAAAACCAGACUUUGAAAUGAUUUUCCAACGCCACAUUUUUUUUCUUCUUUCCGUUUACCUCCCACCUGCCCCUCUACCUACCUGGCCCCUUCACGUGCACGCUAGCCUCGAUCUCUGAGAAACAGCCCACCUGUGCCUUUUAAGUGAGAGCCCGCCUCCUCCUCCUCCUCCUCCUCGCUCCCCCCAACUCCACUCCCCUCAGUACACACACACACACGCCUCGUGCCCUUCCUUACACACAUAAACAUAAACACACAAAUGUUUGUAUGUUGCAGAGAUCAAUCAGUAAAGAUGAACAUUAAGAAAAAACAUGCCUCUUUGUUUUUUAUAUGAAUUUUAAAAAAAGUCUGUGGAUGUGUGCAGACCGCUUUUACUCACAAUAUAGAUCAGCUAAUAACUGGCUAAGCACAUUGACUUGUCUCUGAAGCCACAAGGAAUGAAGUCAUUUUAGUCCGUCUUUACGUGCUGAUAGCUACGUGCGUAUAAUCUGAUGUCAAUCAUUGUGCGUGCGUCCCAUUUGCAGCCACACGACACACACGUGAAGGCACAGCAGGUGGGAAGGCGUGAUGCAAUUAUUAAUGUUUUGCUUUGGAUAGAAAGGUUAUCAUUUCAGAUCAAUUUGAGGUUUUAUUACAAUACUCAGUGUGUGUGUAAUGGAGGGGGGGGGGUGCUCGUUAAUGGUCGUUAAUUACAAAAAACACCUGCUGCAGAUCUACAAACCUCCCUUCCAGUUAUGUUUGAAUUAAAGUAUAGAUAUUGACUAUUUAUUUGCAGUGAGUGAAUGUACACGGAAAUCCCUUUUAUUGAUGUUUGGCUCUAAUGGAAAGACAUGUCACUUGGGACUUUGGUGAAAGCGUCAAACAAAAGAAAUAUAAAAAAUACAUAUUCCAUCGGAUAUAUGACUUUAUAACAAAGAUAUGAAUUAUUCAAAUUACACUUCACACCCAUUGUGGUCAAUAAGAGUAAACGUAUUUUGUGUUACGAGGAGGGAAACCAGUACUUCUGUUCCACAAGCCUCACCACUCCCACUGAUGAAUUAAGCCAGGUUGCUAUUUUAACUGGGUCACCUCAGUUUUCCCCAUGGAGCAGUUCAACAUAUUAUGUAAUGACUUAUAAAUAUAGCCAAUGAGUGUUGAGUGUAAUUCUGAGCCGUAGCGGGAGGCUGCACUGCUAUCAAAAGGAACUGAAAAGCGUAGUCCUAAAAAGCCUAGAAAAUAUAAUAUAUAUUUUUAGGUGUAUGAGUCAUAUAUGCUGCAACUAUAUGAUGCACAAAAUAACUUCUUGCUGUUCUUCCAGAUGGUUACUAUUCACACAGGCCGCACAAUAGCAUCCUACAAUAAUCUUGUCUCGGUGUUUAUGACUAGUUGUAACUUCACAACCGGCUGCUUGCAUACCGCUCAUCAUCACCUUUAGUAUUCACGUCGUCGGGUGUCACUCACUGACUGGCCUUGUGGUGACCGUUUCGGUCUGAGUGAAGGAAAAUGUUUUCUUGUCAAUAAAUUAGAGCUCCGUAGGAUCCAUAGUGAUGUGUAAUGAAUGAUGUGUUCAAUGGUUUGAGAGUGACAAUCUUAAAAUGAAGGACCCAUUUAUCCAUUUGAUGGAAAUAUUACAAUAAACCCGUGUACUUUUUAUCUAGGGUUGUGUUCCUCACGAUUAUUUUCAUUUACCUUACUUGAAGUCUCAAAAUACCAUAAAUCCUACCUAUUUAUUUUUUUCUCUCUAUGCCUGUCAUUCAACCCCGCCUCUUUUCCUAACUGCCUGUCAAUCAAAUUAAGCCCUGCCCCUUCACUGCCUCCUUGCUCGUCGCGCUAAAAAAAAAAAAAAAAAAACAGCAGCGGCGGCCGUAGGGGGAAGCGAGUAAACAGAGAGAAGCCUCAAGAUGGCUGACUCGCUGGGCUCCGCUCACCCCGACGGACAUGCUACCGCGGGAGCCCCCGCGGUCGCCCCCGCGACCAAAAGCCCGCAGGUCAAGCCGAACGAGGCGAAAGGAGCCCCCGACAACCGCUCGCAGGUUUCCCGCGAAUUCCACGCACCGCCGCCCAAGAAGGUCCGAGUCGAGGAGAGGAGCGUCAAGCCCAAGAAACUGCGCAGGGAAGGCGCAGUGGGAGGCGACGGUAGCGGCGCGGAGAGACUCCAGCAGCCGGGGAAGCAGCGGAGUUACGCCUGGAGCUUCGGCCCGGUCACGGCGAGCGGCGGCGGCGGAAGCGGGCCUCCGGUGCCCGCCACCGGGGGAUCCCAACAGCCGACGAAUAAAGUCUUAAAACGGAGCGAUUUCUUCCUCCACAAGGCGCCUUCCUCCUCCUCCUCCUCCUCCAAACCCCGGCAGCAGACGGGCAAAGACAAACCGCGGGAAAAGGGCAAAGGAGGCGGGGAGGAGAAGAAGAAACAUAAAGUGCUGGUGACCUCCGCGCCGGGGAGGAAUGUUCGCAACAACAACAACCAAAACGACAUCGGCAGGAUUAACAACACUUCUGCCGGGAAGAGAGAGAACGGGGACAAGGUGUUGCCACCCAAAGAGCACUGCGACAGGGAGAAGGUCCAAGGCGGGGAGAAAGACAAGGAGAAGAAGCACAAGACGAUAAACGACAUCAAAAGGGAGAACGGAGAAGUCAAGCCGCAGAUUAAAGAUGCGAAGGAGAAAGCGAAGAUCAACUCCGAGGAGCUGCAAAUCAAAAAAGUGAAGAAGAAAAAGAAGAAGAAGCACAAAGAGGGGGAGAAGCACAAACGGGUGAAGAUGUACCACCGCUCCAGCCAGACCGUUUGUGCCGGCCUGCUUCUCCUCCCUCCGUCCUCGCCACCUCCCUCCUCUGAUGCCUCUCACGACCCCUCUCUGUCUCCCUUCAAGUCGCCUUUACCGGUUUACCCUCCGCCCAACAACAGAACCGCACCUCUCUUCCCUUCCUCCCCUCCUCUCGCCCCCAAAGCCCUCCUCAACUCCCCGCCCGUCGACGCCCCCGACUUCCCGCACCCUCCCUGCGCCAAGCACCGGGCGCGGUGCGCCGGGCCCGGCGUGGCGGGCCUGGAGUUUGCCCCGUACAUCCACAUCGAGAAGCAGCCCAACGGAGGCGCCCUGGUGGCCCACGCCUACACGUCCCAGCUCGCCUCGCUCUCCGCCAGCCAGAGGCAGAGGUUCGCCCAGGAGUUUGUCACGCUGGCAUUCAGCGAGGACUCAUCCCAGGCCGCUCAUUACGUCAUGGGCAUCGUCCACGGGGAAGCCGGAUACUUGCCGGACUUCUUGGACUACUUCUCGACCAAGUUCCCCUCGGCUCCGGUCAAAAUGGAGAUCCUGGCCAAGAAGGACAUAGAAACCACCACCAUGGCUAAUUUCUACUCUCAGGUGAAGAGGACGUACAGCAACGGGACAUACAGAGCCGGGGCCAUGAGGCAGAUCAGCCUGGUGGGAGCCGUGGACGAGGAGGUCGGAGAUUAUUUCCCAGAAUUCCUCGGCAUGCUGGAAGAGUCGCCCUUCCUGAAGCGGACUCUUCCGUGGGGAACCUUCUCCAGUCUGAGGCAGAUGUGUCCCACGGAGAGCGACGACGGGCCCAUCUUGUGGGUUCGACCAGGAGAGCAGAUGAUACCUGUGGCCGAUAUACCAAAGUCCCCUUUUAAGAGAAGACGCUCCACCAACGAGGUGAAGAACCUGCUGCAGUCGCUGCCGCGGGCCAACGAGCCCAGGGAGAUGCUGUUUGAGGACCGGACUCGGGCCCAUGCCGAUCACAUCGGUCAGGGCUUCGAGCGGCAGACCACGGCGGCGGUGGGGGUGCUGAAGGCCGUGUGGGCCGGUGAAAGCUCGGCCCCUCGCGUGACCAAAGACGUUGUGUGUUUCCAUGCCGGAGAUUUCCCUCACGUGGUCCAAAGGCUGCAGUUGGACCUUUACGAACCUCCGCUCUCUCAGUGCGUGCAGUGGGUGGAUGACGCCAAACUGAACCAGAUGCGUCGCGAGGGCAUCCACUACGCCCGCAUCCGCCUGUGCCACAACGACAUCUAUUUCAUCCCUCGCAACGUGGUCCACCAGUUCAAGACCGUGUCGUCUGUCUGCAGCCUGGCGUGGCACGUCCGCUUAAGACAAUACCACGGUGGAGGGGGGGAGCAGCAGCAGCAGGAGGAGGGGGUGAAGGAGGAGGAGGAUGAGGAGGAGGAUGAGGAGGAGGAUGAGGAGGAGGAUGAGGAGGAGGAGCAGCAGCAGCAGUUUGAGCUGAAGGCGGAGAGAAAACCCGAGGAGAGGAGAAAGGGGAAGAGCGAAAAGGAAGUCAAGGAGCGGAGGAGGAGUGAGGAGGUUGGCGUGGCAGAAAACAGGACGUUGCCGGCUGUGAAAAAGGAGGAGCGCGGUCAUCAUCCACCUUUCUCCUCUCCGCCCGCUCUCCCAGUGGACUCGACUACUAAGGGCGGCGCGAGAGACAAAGGGGGGGAGAGGGAGUGGUUAAAAGAAGGAGGAAAACUCAAACGGCAGGGUUCACCUCUGGCAAAGGUGAAAGCAGAACUGCCAUCGCCUCCGCUCUGCAAGGAUGAACUGCCUUCAUCCUUCCCUCCUCCUCCUCCUCCUCACAACCCAAAGCCCAAAGUGGCAUCAUCAAAGCACCUCCAACAUCACCACCAUCCGGGCGGUAGAGGGAUGUCCUCCAGUGCACGGUGCUCCUCUUCGGCUCCUAAAUGGCCCCUCUGCAAGUCUUCCUCGUCGCCGUCAGCCGCCGUCGCUCCUCCGUGCUCCACCUCGGCUGAUCCCUCCUCCGCCUCUCCUUCGCCUUCCGCCGCCCCCCCCUCGAGCGAUCCCAAGCGUCCGGCAGACUCUCGCUUCUCCACGCCGCAUCCCUCCACCGCAAGAGACUCGCCCGGCGAGAACCCGGGUGUCCGAGGGCACGCCUUCACGAGCCCGAGGGCCAACGCCGCCGCCGCGGCACAGACGCCGGCCGACUUAUGGAGGCAAGCGCUUCAGGAGCGGUGGGGCCGCGGCGCGGACUCGCACCCGCCGCCCGACGCCGCCAGGCAAGGGGGCUACAUGCAGCAGUAUGCGCCCCAACACAUCCCGCCCCCGUGCCUCCCUCACCUGCUCCCGCCCUCCUUCUCGCCUCUCCUGCCGCACUCCCACCUUCCCCACGGCACGCCGCGUGGUCCCGCACCGCCGGCCCGACCUCUGAACUCGUACGGCGGCGCGCAGACUCGGCCGUACUACCAGGCGAGCGCGCCCCUCCCCGGCGCCCCGGCCCUCCCUCCCCACCUACCGCCGCACCACCGGUUUGUCCCGCACGCCAACACCUUCUUCCCCCCUCAGCAUCCCCACCUGGCCCCUCCGUCGCCUCACCACUUCCUCCCCCCUCAGUCUUUCCUCCCGCAGCCCCCCGGUCCUUACCCGCCGCAACCGCAGUAUCAGCCCGAGCCUUUCCCUUACCCGCCGCUUCCUCCUUCCUCCUCACCACCUCCCCUUCCGCCCCCUCUCCCCCCUCAGCCUUCCCCUCCCGUCCCACCGUGUCCCUUGAACCACGAGGAAGAGCAGGAUCAGAUUUUUUAGAUGUUUUUUUUGUACGUAUUGAUGCUGUUUUCAAAUGACUGUACAUGUAGAAGGUUUUAUUUUGGUCAUGAUGUUGUACAAUUAUGUAAAAAGGACGUAACCACCGUUGUUUUUAGAGCAGAGUUGGACUUCAUUCACCUCAGACCUCUUGACUGGACUGAUUUUAUAUUGAACUGAACGCUUUAUGGGUCAGAAAUAUUGGCAGCCAUUGCUUUAAUUGGCAGUUUUUAAUUUUCAGACGUGUAUGGUUACACCCGUGUGACCUUGAAAAAGAUGAUGUUCAAUGAGCCUCCUGCUCCGCCAAACCUGUCUGGUUCAACUUUUUGAAGUGGGUUUUCAGAGGUAGAAAGGAACAAAGUAAUUAUUUUAUCAGAUAUUUAUAUAGAAAAGGGUCGUGAUGAGAACUUUUCUGUGAAACUUGCAGCUAACGCUUUGAUUUUUGUGGCUUUUUUUUUUCUUCUAGCGUAUACUUUGUGCCCGAGAAUUUGUGGUGAGAUUGUGAUAUUAUACAACACAAUUUUGAAUUUAUGUAAUAUUACUACAUUUCCUCUACUGUACAUUCUGGAUACACCUUCAACAAUACAGUAUAUCGCAGUAUGUUUCCGUGAUAUUGUAUUUUGAGCAAUAAUGCUCCCGCAAUAAUCUGCUGAAUAUAAAUACAAAUGCAUUUCCCCAUAUCAGUAUUUUUAUUAUAAUUGCAAAGCUAUUGAUAAAAAGCCAGUAGUGUCCUAAUGAACCAUGCUUUUUUAAAUUUAUUUUUUAUAAUCACUCCCAAUGUUUUAUUGCCCCCUACUCAUUUAAUGAGAUAUACUCUCAUGAUUGUAUGGUGAGUUUAAAUUCAGAGUCUCAGGGAAAAAAUCACUUUCAGGACACAUCCACGAAUAUAUUGGUCUCCUGGAAACCAUCCUGAAUCUUUGUUACCUUAUGAGGUUAAUGUUCAGGGUAAAAUAUUGCAAUAUCUGCAGCAUUAAGUUAUUACGCAUAUGCAGCUAACUCAGCGUAGCUCCCUGAAAAAAAAGAAAACCCUGGAUAUAUUUAAACAGCUGUUUAAAUGCAGUUCAUAUCAUUGAAGAUGAUAAUUAUGUCAGAUGAUCAACGUGGCGAUUGUCCUAAGACUAUUAUGUUAAUCAGUCAGGCCCCCGCCCUCUAUGACGAACGGCUACGUACACAGAAGGUACACGUCGAGAAUCCCCCCCCCCAAAGCACUAUUUAUCUAUUUAAUUGAUUCCCCGUUUCUGUCUGUUUAUUACAUUGUAUUUAUCAGCCAGGGACUGGAGUGACCUCCUUUUUAAAAGGUAGAAUAAAUUAUUGAAAUUCCACUUCAGCGACAACUAUGAAAAUGUUCUUCAGAGUGGUGAAUGUGUGGUUUGUCAAAUCUGUCUCACUUUGAUGUUGACGGUUUUGAUUUUUACGAUCAGCGUUUUUGAGUAAAGCCCGCCUGCGGAUGUAGCCCACAACAUUCUUCCCAGUGCCUGUCCUUAACUGUGAACUACUAAGUGGUCCCAUGACAUCCGUCAAGGGGAGCUUUAGGAGUCCCAAAGUCAAUGUUUUCUGUAGAAAAUUAAAGCAAAGCCUUAAUUUGGUUUUUAAAGCUGCUGGAAACUCUCCACAUAGACGUAAGUCGGGUGAGUUCAAACCCAUGUCCCGGCCUCUCGGAGGGUGAGGAUGCUUUCCAGUUUCAGAUGUUUCAAAAACAAAGAACCUGAACCAGAACAGCUCAACUUCUUUACUUUUUGUACAAAUGUAGAAAAAUGAUGGUUGAAAACCAGUUUUCACGGGACGGCAUUGUUUUCAGAGUUUUUAUUUAAUUUAUUUACCAUUUUUAUUUCAUUUCUGUGAUUUUUGAACUGUCAGCACUGGAGUGUACAUACAAUGUUUUGUAUUUUGUGAGAAAUACUUGUGUGGUUUCUACUUUCAAUACGAGCCUAGCUAAUAAAAGGUUCAACGUAUGGAAAAGGUUGUGGUG
Molecule: messenger RNA, 9946 nt
Organism: Pungitius pungitius (ninespine stickleback)
Lineage: Eukaryota; Metazoa; Chordata; Actinopteri; Perciformes; Gasterosteidae
Product: lysine-specific demethylase RSBN1L-like
Exons: 9
Coding region: 4354-7980 (1208 amino acids)
Cellular component (GO): nucleus
Source: RefSeq, a predicted model, not a curated record